Dreissena polymorpha is the source of this 6241-nucleotide messenger RNA. RefSeq lists its product as uncharacterized. The transcript has 2 exons. NCBI's taxonomy places the organism in Eukaryota, Metazoa, Mollusca, Bivalvia, Myida, Dreissenidae. The coding region runs from base 1261 to 2238 and encodes 325 amino acids. The record is from RefSeq and is a predicted model, not a curated record.
AAGUCACUGAUAUAAAAUAAUACUUUAUAGGUACGAUAAAGUUAUUUAUAUUCAGCACGUUGUUAUUAUAAUUGGGUGCAAUAAAAAUGCCAACUGGGUAUAGGCUGAGUUAAAAACUUUAAGAAAGCUAUAGUUGUAAAUUAUCCGUGUGUAACCUAUACCAGCCUCUUUUUGGACGAACAAAGACGCCAGCAGCAGCGUGGCUUUUCUCCAAGACUUUCAGGAAAUUUUUCGACAUUGCGUAUCGGUUUUUAUUAUCCAUUUAUUCCGUAUUUGAGCAUUGUGCAAUCACAAUUGAGCUUAUCGGCAAAAUGUGAUUUUUUAAUAUGAAAUACAUGUAUUUGUAGCAUCCAAAACCAUAUUCCUUUGUUCGUUCUAUUUUUAGCAGUGCGCGUGCUUGACCUACUUUGAUACAUGUAAACAAAGAAAUUCAAAACUAACUGCUGGUAAAUGUGAUUUUGUUUCAUUACAAAUUACUGAGCGAUUCUUCGUUACGAUGUUUAAUACUCUUAUUUUAGGUCACUCUUUUACCAAACGCCUAACGAGAUGGUGCAUACAGAACAGUUGUACUAAUAUGAAUUUUGAUUCCAGCACAUACAAGUUUACUGGCAUGGAGUCGGAGGGGCUACAAUUAUGCAUGCAGACAAACCCAAGUCUGUCUGGACAGAUGCUCAUCUUGUCAGUGACUUAAACAUCAAUAUUGUUUUCCUUGAUAUAGGCAGUAAUGACCUUUGCAGUAUGAGGAUUGCUCCAGCAACAUUGGCAGAUACUAUUUUUGCAUUUGCAUGCUGGCUUAUUCAACAGGGCUGCAAUCGUGUCAUGAUAGGUGAAAUACUUCACCGAAAACAAGGAACAUUGUAUAAUGCAAGGGUUGAUGAAACCAACCAACGUUUGCAGUGUCUUUGUGCAGACCAAGAGUCUGUACAUUUCUGGCAGCAUAAUUUUAAUAACUUUAACAGACGCUUUCAGCAGGAGUUUGUUUCACCCGAUGGCGUGCAUAUUGAUCCGACACUUGGUAUGCGAAGAUAUUAUCAUUCUGUUAGAGGCGCGGUUCUUUUUGCAGCUCACAGUCUGUGAAUGUGAGUCGUCCAGAACAGCAGUCAAACAUAUAAAAUGUGCACUAUUUGCUUGCAACGAUAUUCAUUGUUGUAUUUUAGCACCUUAUAGUGUUGGCAAUUUGGUAUCUGACAGUACAAUCAGGGGCAUUGAGAGUAACUCCUAGUCCACACAACACUUGUAGGCAGAGCGUUAGUAUCAGCUAUGCCUAAGGCAACGCCAUCCACUGCCAGGACUGGUAAGCGGAAGGCUUCUUCACCGCCAGAGGCGCCCCAAUCCAGGAUUGCAAAGCUGAUGGCAGAUGCCCUUAGUAAAGAUGAGGCAGUCCUGAAAGAAAUCAGCCAACUCAUCCUCCAGAAGAGUGAUGGGACAUCAAACCAGGCGCCUGCAGCGGAACGGACGAGUGACGACGAACAGCAGUCUGAGCAAUCAUUUGAAGAGGAUUUGACAUCGGUGACAUCAGACAACAACGAAGGUGUUAAUUUAGGACUUUUUUCCACUGUUCAUCCUCCAAUUGACGUCAAAAUGCGUAAAGCCAUCAUGAACAAAGAGUAUAUCGAUUUGAAUAAGCUAAUUUUUGAUCAUCAAACAACUGAGACCACAGUCAUUAAACGCAGUGACAACCAAAUAACAACUUCCGUUCAAAAAUCAGCCCCUAAGACCAUAACAAACAUAAUCACAUGGUGCCGUGCUUUCCAACGUUUUGCCGAUGUUUAUGUCUCCAAAUACCCUGAGGAGGCAUCAGGCCUGUUCCAAUACAUGUCAAUCAUUGAGGACCUCGCACAACACUCAACAAACUGGGUCACAUACGACAUCAAGUUCAGACAGCUGAAGGCACUGCAGCCACUCCCUUGGGGAACCCUACACACAGAGACAUUCCUGUUUUGUUCCUUAACAAAGACACAAUCUCACUCUAAUUUUCGUCCCUUUCCUUCCAACUCCAGAACUCCAAUGCCAACCUACAUCAUGCGCCGAACAGGUUACUGUUGGGACUACCAACAGAAAUCCCAAUGCCUUAAGCCCAAAUGCCCACAAUUACACCAGUGUGGGAACUGCGACCAACCACAUGGCGCACACAGAUGCUUCAAACCAGUCAGGCCCUACCACGCAAACAACGCGAACACACCAACGGCAAAUUUCAAAAGAACAGCCAGUAAAGCCCAAAUUCCACAGUCUAAAUAAAUUUCAAUUACCUUCGCCCAUAUCGGCCGACAAACUGUUAUCAUAUCUGUCUGGUUAUGACCCCAAUAAAAAACAAAAAUUGAUUGACGGAUUCAAAAAUGGGUUUUCUCUUGGCACAACAUCUUCUAUACCAUCAUGCUUGCAUAAAAACCAUCAAUCUGUGAACAAUCACAAUGAACUUGUAAAACAAAAAAUUAUACAAGACAUAAAAUUGAGACGUGUUAAAGGGCCAUACUUGACACCUCCAUUGGCCAAUUUUAUCUGCUCCCCCCUCGGUGUUGUUCCCAAAAAGACUCCUAACACUUUCCGUAUAAUCCAUGACUUAUCCUUCCCUAAGCGUGGUCAAUCUGUCAAUUCGGCUAUUCCAUACGAAAAUGCUACGGUUGCACUUGAGACCUUUGACCAUGUUGCAAGAUUGGUUUUGCAGUCUGGUAGAGGCUCCUUGGUCGCUAAGGCGGACAUUGAAGAAGCUUUCAAAAUAAUACCGAUUUCACCAAAAGACUUUCAUAAACUAGGGUUCUCCUUCAAUAACUGUUUUUAUUUUGGAACAGUUUUACCAUUUGGGACAUCUUCUUCAGUGGCGAUUUUUGAAUCUUUCGCACAAGCCUUACAAUGGGUUUUACAACACAAAUUAGGGGUUCUUCGGGUUUCUCACAUUAUUGAUGACUUCAUCUUUGUAGGACGUAAACAAACAAAUGAGUGCCAAAUCGCCCUUGAUACUUUCAUUAGCCUCUCCAAUGACCUUGGCGUACCAAUUAAACAUGCCAAAACAGUUUUUCCCACUACAUCAAUAGAAGUUCAUGGCAUAAAUCUUAACACUGAUACACUUUCAGCCAGCUUACCCCCAGACAAGAUAUGUGCACUAAAGGUACUUCUUGCUAAAUAUAGACAUUGUCGUAAAGUGUCCUUAAAAACUCUACAAUCCAUCCUAGGCCACCUAAACUUUGCAUGCAAGGUAAUUAAACCAGGUCGUUGUUUUCUUCGCAGACUAUAUGAUCUCACUGUCGGUAAAACCAAUCCCAACCAUUUGAUAAAACUAACAAAAGAAUGUCGAGCAGACCUUCAACUCUGGAACACUUUCCUCGAAAAAAUACAAUGGUUGCACACUACUGACAAAUGACCGGUUUGUCACUUCCAUUUCUUUAAAGCUAUUCACUGAUGCAUCUGGUUCAAAAGGCUUCGGAUGCACACACAUGAACUCUUGGACAUAUGGAGAAUUUCCCACCUCCGCCAAAUGUCAUCAUAUCAAUGUUCUGGAACUGUAUCCUAUUGCUCUCGCUGUGUCAUUGUUCGGACAGACAUGGACAAACAAAAACAUAGUUUACUUGUGACAAUUUGUCUGUGGUCUUUUGCCUUAACAAACAAUCAUCUUAAGACUCUGUUAUGAUGCGACUCAUCCGGAUUAUUGUCCUGAAAUCACUACAACACAAUUUCUGUUUCAGAGCUAAACACAUCAAAACCACAGAAAACACUGUAUGUGACCUGCUUUCUCGCUUACAGGUUCAACAAGCACGGGAAGCAGCACCAUACCUCGACCCACAGCCCUUACCUAUCCCUCUGGAUCUUUCUCCCCUAACCUUGCUGAAGUAGAACAGCAAUUACUGGAGGCAUCCGUGGCACCAACCACUCGCCACUUCUACCAGAAAUGCUGGGAUAAGUUUUCGCACUUUGUCUGUCAAAUUAUCGGUGCAACUUUAAACUUUCCAGUCCAGUCUAAAUUUGUUUCUCAAUAUGUUGCAUACUUGUAUACACAGGACUUUGCCCCAGCCACAAUAAGCAGCCACCUUUCUGCCAUUUCCUUUUUUCAUUCUAUAGCUGGACAUUCUGACCCUUGCAAUACAGAUAUUAUUCGUAGAAUGACUGCAGGAUGUCGUAAAUUACGUACACAACAUGACAACAGACUCCCCCUGCUUUUGCCACACAUUCAGUCACUUGUGCACGCAACUUUUCACAUUCUCAGUGGUUCGCCCUAUCAACAAGCAAUGUACCAGUUGAUUAUCCUUCUCGCCUUCUUUGGAUUUUUUCGGAUUGGUGAACUAUUGCCAGCCACUCCAUCCAAGAAUGAUUCAGUGGUGCAAUUAGGACACAUCACAUUACAAUCAAAAGCAAUCCACAUUGAAUUACAUUAUUACAAAACCAAAAAAUCUGACAAACCUGUAAAAAUUAUAAUUCAAGCACAAAAUUCAACAUGCCCAGUCAAAGCCCUCAAAGCAUAUUUAAAAAUGCGUGGUUCAACACCGGGACCACUCUUCAUUUCAUCCAUCUCGGAACCCAUCACACAAAAUGCAUUCCGAACAACAUUCAAAACCUUGUUGUCCUUUUGUCAACUUCCAACCACCAAAUUUAAGCUGCACAGUUUUAGAAUUGGGGCCUGUACACAGGCCGUUCUUGCCGGUGUUCCAGAACAACAAAUCAUGCUUAUGGGCCGUUGGCGUUCCAACGCUUUCCGGCGCUACAUUAGGGUUCCAAAUAUUGGUUUAAACCCUAUUCGAUCUUAAAUGCUCACACACACUCUGGUUAUUGCUUUGACUCAAACUAUACUUAACAGUUGAGGGCAGUCAUCAUGGGAUGCUUUUCUAUUUUGCAUUGCACAUAUCCAAUGUUUCACUAUUUUUACUACUUUAGGGCAAGCAUCAAGGGAUGUUUUGGCCCAUCCUGUUAAGGCAAUCAUCAUGGGAUGUUUGUUUAUUUUGCAUUGUACAUAAUCAAUCUUUUACUGUUACCAACCAUCUUAGGGCAAACAUCAUGGGAUGUUUGUCCAAUCCUGUUCAGACAAUCAUCAUGGGAUGUUUGUCUACUUUCAUUGCACAUAUGUACAUAUUGUCCGUUUUUCGUAUACUUUUGCUUAUCACAUUUGGAUAUCACAAGAAUAUUUUCAUUACAAAUAUGUACAUCUAACCUUCCACUUUAUACUUGUCUCAGGAUUACAGGGCAUUCAUCAUGGGAUGUUUGUUCAUUUUAAUAUGUACAAAUGUACUUAUCCAUGUUAACCUUAUAUUUGUUCUAAAAUGUUUGUUGCUGUAUAUACUUUGUGCAUUGCCAUGAUAUGAUAGACCCUUUGUCAUCUGCUAAAUACUAUGCAGUGCCUUUUAUCAACUGCUUGCUUCUUAUUUUACAUUGCCUUUUGCGCCCUUUGCCUCCUUGGUUGGACGGUGUGUUGGACGGCGGUCGUCCAACUUCAUGUCACAUGUUUAAUACGUUAUAAAUCUGUAUAUCUUGGUUACUUAUUUUAACCAAUAAAACGUCUGGCAAAAGUUUGUUGCCAGACAGUAUCAACCACUUACUGUGUUGUAUAUUCUUUAAUGUGACAUGAAUGAACUUCAGAGGCAAAUGGGCGCAAAUAUAAAAUAAUACUUUAUAGGUACGAUAAAGUUAUUUAUAUUCAGCACAUUGUUAUUAUAAUUGGGUGCAAUAAAAAUGCCAACUGGGUAUAGGCUGAGUUAAAAACUUUAAGAAAGCUAUAGUUGUAAAUUAUCCGUGUGUAACCUAUACCAGCCUCUUUUUGGGCGAACAAAGACGCCAGCAGCAGCGUGGCUUUUCUCCAAGACUUUCAGGAAAUUUUCCACAAUCCUCCCCUCCACCCACCUUGGCAUUAUCGAAAAGCUUAUUAUUUACACAACAACAACACCAAAUUAUUUUAUAUAGUCCUGUCAUGUUCUAGUCAAUUUUUACUUUGUUAACCUUGGAACAGAUCCCACUAUUUUUAAUAUUUUAAUGUUUGCACUGUUUAUUAUGCUGGCGAAAAGCUUAUUAUUUACACAACAACAACACCAAAUUAUUUUAUCUAGUCCUGUCAUGUUCUAGUCAAUUUUUACUUUGUUAACCUUGGUACAGAUGCCACUGUUUUCAAUAUUUUAAUGUUUGCACUGUUUAUUAUGCGGACGGCGGUCGUCCAACUUCAUGUCACAUGUUUAAUACGUUAUAAAUCUGUAUAUCUUGGUUACUUAUUUUAACCAAUAAAACGUCUGGCAAAAGUUUGUUGCCAGACAGUAUCAACCACUUA